Molecule: messenger RNA, 852 nt
Organism: Gryllus bimaculatus (two-spotted cricket)
Lineage: Eukaryota; Metazoa; Arthropoda; Insecta; Orthoptera; Gryllidae
Source: the annotation of a GenBank genome assembly
GGUCGAGAUGUGCGUGAGGCAGACGUGACGUCUCCUCGCAUCGCCAAGCGCAAGGCCACCGAUUCAGAGCAGCUUGCAGAUGCCGCCAGCCCUGGAGCCUUGUCCCAGCCUCGCGCUGGGGACGUUCAGCUCUCCCUCUUCGUGAAAUUCAGGAAGGUGUCUACUGAGGCCCGAUUCUUCCCGCCACCACACACUGAGCUAUGGCCCGCUUCGCCCCCCAUGCAGCCGCAGCGGAUCCAAUCAAACGCCUCUUCCCCUGGGCCGCCCACACACACUUUUCCCUCGACCGCUGAUGUUCCUGCACACAUGUCCGACCUCUCCGGCAUGCACACCUCAAAUGCAGCAUCUGUUCACAGCCCUAAUCGUACUUCCAAUAACACUUAUAAUGUAGCAUCUAAUCUUAACUCUAUUCUUUCUGUUAUUCCCGUCUCUAAACUUGCACUCAAUCCCACUGCUUUUCUUGUAGUUUCACACACUUCUAUUCUGAGAAAAAACACUGCCCGCACUACUCACUUUAACCCCCCAAAUGUGUUCGGCCUUGCCAGACCUCACGACUACAACUUUCCUCCCAUUUGCAUAUCUCGUCUUCCUCUCACUCACUUCUCUGGCCUUGUUCCCGCUCACACCUUCAUCGUUGCCCCCAUUCAAUAUAUAACCCUAGCCCCCACUGAACCUUCUAGUUUUGCCCACGCUCCAACUUCUAUCCUUGUUCCCACUCAACGUUCCAGUCUUGUGCCCGCUCCAGCUUCUAGUCUUGUGCCCGCUCCAGCUUCUAGUCUUGCGCCCGCUCCAGCUUCUAGUCUUGCGCCCGCUCCAGCUUCUAGUCUUGUGCCCGCUCCAGCUUCUAGUCUU